AUGUUGGUAGCGUUGAGAAAUGAGGACAAACUCAGAAACAGCGAUGACAUAAAUAGGACUGUGACAGCUGAAAUUCCUGAUGUCAAUGAUGAUCCAGUCUUGCAUGAUUUACUGAAAAAAUGCAUGAUACAUGGUCUUUCUUCCCCUUGCAUGGGAAAUGGCUCAUGUCAAAAGAAAUUCCCUAAGUACUACAGAGAUGAAAUGCUUCUGAAUUUGAAUGGCUAUCCAGAGUACAGAAGAUGCAAUACUGGAGUCACAGUUCAAGUUGGACAUCACUCAGUUGACAAUAGGAACGUUGUGUCGUACAAUGCCUACCUGCUGAAAAAGUACAGAGCUCACAUUAAUGUAGAAAUUUGUUCAUCCGUGAAAAGCAUUAAAUAUCUCUUCAAGUACAUGUACAAGGGACAUGACUGUGCUUCUGUUGAAGUAAGAGACAACCCAGCGGCAUAUCAUGAGCAAAAUCAAGCUCACAAUGAAAUUACUGAUUAUUUUGCUUGCCUAUAUGUUUCUCCUGCAGAAGCUAUGUGGAGACUGUCAGAGUUCAAGCUACAUGAUACAUUUCACGGUGUUUACAGACUUGCACAACAUUUUGAAGAUCAGAAAAGAGUUUACUUUCACAGAGGCAGUGCUCAGCAAGCUGCUCAGGUACAGAGGGACCAUGACACUACUCUUACUGCAUGA
This is a messenger RNA of Octopus bimaculoides (California two-spot octopus), 681 nucleotides long. RefSeq lists its product as uncharacterized. The record is from RefSeq and is a predicted model, not a curated record. Lineage: Eukaryota; Metazoa; Mollusca; Cephalopoda; Octopoda; Octopodidae.